This is a messenger RNA of Sitophilus oryzae (rice weevil), 1126 nucleotides long. RefSeq names its product homeobox protein zampogna-like. Bases 1 to 783 code for a protein of 260 amino acids. Gene Ontology annotation, molecular function: DNA-binding transcription factor activity, RNA polymerase II-specific; RNA polymerase II cis-regulatory region sequence-specific DNA binding. Gene Ontology annotation, biological process: regulation of transcription by RNA polymerase II; cell differentiation. NCBI's taxonomy places the organism in Eukaryota, Metazoa, Arthropoda, Insecta, Coleoptera, Curculionidae. The transcript has 3 exons. Gene Ontology annotation, cellular component: nucleus. The record is from RefSeq and is a predicted model, not a curated record.
AUGGUGACGCCGUUUUCUAUAAACGAUAUUUUGAAUCAGAAAUGUGGACAGAAAAUUGAAGACGAUGAGGAACUGCAAGAGUCUGCACUGGACAUGUCCAAAGUUCAUCGAACAAAUAUAGACUCGCCGUCUACCAGCCCCCGCUCGCCUUCGCCACCAAGCUACUCUUCACCACCUCCCGCGGCCUCAACCAAUCGCUGCACCGCCGCGGCCUCGGACGAGUCCGGGCGCGACUCCGGAGGCGCCGGACGAAAGAAGAGGUCGCGGGCGGCGUUCACGCACGCGCAGGUGUUCGAGCUGGAGCGCCGCUUCAGCCAGCAGCGGUAUCUGAGCGGGCCGGAACGGGCCGACUUGGCGGCCGCGUUGAAGUUGACUGAGACGCAGGUUAAAAUAUGGUACCAGAACCGACGAUACAAGACCAAGCGGAAACAGCUCCAAAUGCAAGAAUCUAACUUACUCAACUCCAACGCCAGGAAGGUGGCAGUCAAAGUAUUAGUUAAAGACGACAUUCCUAUCUUCCUUCAACAAAAGCCAGCUCUAUAUCAAAAACCUAGCUACUUUCCAGAAGCUGGAAAGAACGAGUUCUUUGUAUACGAUCAGCUCAAUAAAUCUAUGGGACAGAAAUACCCUAAAAUGUUACAGGAGUCGAUGCUGAGUUUAUGUCAGCAAUACUCUAGUCAAGUACAAUUGUUUCCUUACUUUAAUUAUUACCAUCCGUCGCUUUUUGGUAGUUUAAGUCAGCAAGAUGAUGACGUAGCAUCGGAAAGUCGGGAACAGAAUUGAGAUGUACUAUAUCAAAAUUAGCAAUAUUAGAAUUAGGUGUUUUUUUGUUAUUUAGUAUGAUACCAAAGAAAGACGCUAUACACAAAGGAACAAAAUGCUCACUUUUGUCGACUAUUUUUUCUGCACUAGAUUAAUCGGAUAUUACUCUACUUUAUACACACUCACUAAAUAUGUUUCUGUAGUCAGUCGGAAAUAACCAAAACUAAAAUAAUAAUCUACUUGAUAGAUUCCCGAAAUAAUUACCAAAGUUUUCCACAUUCAGUGACAGCUGACGAUUAGGUCAAAAGCACAGGGACUAUUAGAAAUAGGAAGGAAUAUCAAGUGAUUUGAGAAAAAUAUCCAU